CUGCAAGUUGAUAUCUCUCAAUGCUACGUGUCAGUGUCUUCCUAUGUUCCUUCGUGAUACAUGUCGGCUUGGCGAGCAGCGUAGUGCACCGACGCGACCUGAACCUCACGGCUCAAGAAUCUGGUCUCAAGUUCGAUAUACCUAACCUCAUCCGACCUCAAAGCACCACCGUAUCCCUCCCUUCUGUCCCUUCUGCAUGUGUACGGUACACCGGUAGCGGCAAGGAAUGCGCCGGGUCCAUGGAUGCGGUCAACGUCACUUUUGCUGACUGUGGCUCGCCGUAUACGAUCUGCCGCUGCAGCAGUGCGAAUAUCACACUGGACGACGCAAUCGAUGCGCUUGCUCGUGUUCCCGUGGGUUUACGAAGAUAUGUUGGGACGGUAAUGGUCAUGCCAGGUAGCAGCGCGCACGCGUAUACGUACACAAGUAGUGGAGAGAUCCACUUCUUUGGAGUGUGUAGCCAGCGAACAUGGAUACACGAGUCUACGCAUGCAGCCUCGGGAGCGCUGGGGAUCAAUGCUGCUAGUGGGAGUGGAUCGUGGGAGGAAGCGGUAUCCAAGGAUACAUGCGUCCCUGAUAAUUACGCGAAGACUAAUCUGGCCGAGGAUCUCGCACAGAUGAGCGUGGUCAAGGUGUACUCACUACUCAACAAGAAUUCACUUCCUUUGGGAUUCACGGUCGAUUGUAUGUCGAAUCAAUGGGCCUUUUUGGAUGGACUUCCUCUUUACAAUCCGGAUACGCUGCUUGGAGGUUCGUGCUCAUUUGAGCCAGAUAACGCUGAAGCACUCCAUAACAUUGCACCUCCUAUAACGUCCACUGUCUCAAGUUCAUCAUUAACCAAAGUAGUAUUGGCCUCUUCUUCGGGGUCUACCGUGUCAACAGCAUCUAGUCCAGCUUCCACUACUCUGUCGACGAACUCUUCAAUUCUUUCACGUUAUCGUGAUGCAACAGGGAUAUAUGCUACGCUUGCAUUGCCUUUGUUCGUGUUCCUGCUCCAAACAGGCUUAAUCGAAAGCUGUUUUCUUUUCCAUUCCACUAUUUAGUGUGCCUUCUAUUAUUUCCAUC
Molecule: messenger RNA, 1065 nt
Organism: Desarmillaria tabescens
Lineage: Eukaryota; Fungi; Basidiomycota; Agaricomycetes; Agaricales; Physalacriaceae
Exons: 4
Coding region: 21-1043 (340 amino acids)
Source: RefSeq, a predicted model, not a curated record